GUAUUUUAAACCAUGGAGUUUCAGAGUUACGAAGCGAAUAAUACAAAUAUCACGUCCACUACAGUCCUUUACGUUGGUUCAUUGUACAAACUCUCUCAAGAAGAUAGUUCUUGGAUCGUAUCGAACGCCUUUAUUAUAUUCACUAUGCAAACAGGUUUUGGAAUGCUAGAGUCCGGUUGCGUUUCCCUCAAGAACGAAGUAAACAUUAUGAUGAAAAACGUCGUCGACAUUGUUCUCGGUGGACUCACCUAUUGGCUAUUCGGCUUUGGAGUGAGUUUCGGUAGAGAGGAACCGACAAAUUCGUUCAUCGGCGUCGGUGGAUACCUGAUCGAUCCGGAGAUUGACGACGAGCUUUUCGGACCGAUAUCAGCAGCUUUCUUGUUUCAAUUGAGCUUCGCAACGACUUCGACGACCAUCGUCAGCGGGGCCAUGGCUGAACGAUGUAACUUUAAAGCUUAUUGCCUUUUCUCGCUGCUCAACACCAUCGUCUACUGCAUGCCGGCGGGAUGGGUUUGGGGGGACCACGGCUUCCUGAGGAACAUGGGGGCCGUCGAUAUUGCUGGCUCCGGCACCGUUCAUCUCGUCGGCGGAGUAUCUGCGUUGGCGUGUGCGCUGAUGCUCGGGCCGAGACUCGGCAGGUACGACGAGGGGAUCGAUGCCCUACCGCUCGGCUGCCCGGUGAACGCCCUCAUGGGACUCUUCGUGCUGUGGUGGGGCUGGCUGGCGUUCAAUAGCGGCAGCACCUACGGGGUCAGCGGAAUGCGCUGGAAGUACGCAGCCAGGGCCGCCGUCUCGACGAUGCUCGCCAGCAUGGGGGGCGGUCUCGUUGGCCUUGGGUUCAGCCUCGCAAAUCCCAAACGCAUCGACAUCCUUAGCCAGAUCAACGGUAUCCUCGGAUCUCUCGUGGCCGUCACUGGUGGCUGCUUUUUAUACAAAGCAUGGGAGUCAAUACUAAUUGGAAUGAUAGGGGGAUUCAUGACUUGUUUUACAAUGCCAUUGCUAGAUAAAAUGGGAGUCGAUGAUCCUGUUGGAGCAUCUGCUACCCAUGGGAUAAGCGGAUUUUGGGGCGUGAUGGCAAUAGGCUUUUUCGCCGAUGAUCCACAUCCUCUCAAUACAACAAGUGGACGGAAGGGUUUAUUUAAAGGUGGGGGCUGGUAUUUACUUGGGGUUCAAUUAUUGACAGGUGUUUGCUUAUCCGUAUGGAGUUUCACAUCAUCCGUCAUUCUACUAUGGAUAAUAGAUAAAAUCAUACCGAUAAGAAUGGACGAGCAUGAAGAGUUACUCGGCGCUGAUCUGGUGGAGCAUCGGAUACAUCACUCGCAAAUUGGCGUGAGCCGGGCAUUGUCUGCGCUUCAUCCGCUACCGAGUAAAAAACAGAGCUUAAAUGGCGUUCCCUCCAUUGGUACCAAUCCAGGACACGACUCGUUUAUCCUGAAGGUCAUUCGCGUAAAACGCUUGAACAAUGGACUAAAAAUAUUUCAUCGACGACCGCUUAUUAGAAUGGAAAAUACUUUCGAGGAAAAGUUACAGAUUCCUACGAUUAACUCGAGCAAUUCCGAUUCACUAAAGCUUGCAUGGACUAAUUAAGCUUUUUAACGUUACUCUUAACUUAUUAUUAAUGCUUUAAAGUAUUAACUAGCACAUAUUUAACAUAUUUACUAACUUAUAAUGACAAUUGUAAUACAAUUGGUUACUUAUUCUUACAAUGAUAUGAAUUUUAUUAUCUCUAUUAGAUUAAAAUAAAUUAAUUAUACGAUAAUUGUAUAUUUAUUGAUAAAUUAAAUUGAUAAUUAAAUGCUUAAAUUGUUUUCUAGUACGACAUGAUUAAGUUACUUGUAUUGCUACGUGAUUACAAUUUCACAAGAUACUUUCAAUAAACUAUAUAGAAUUCCAGUGUUUAAAAGUCCAUUAUCGAAUAGACUUGCAAAAUAAAUGUUACGACGCGCUAAUCGCUUAAGUCUGAAUUUCACAUAGGGACUACUACUUGAUAAGUACUACAAAAAUUGACUUGAAAACUUUAUUACAAAGUUUUCACAAUUGUAUCCUACUGAAGGAACUUGUCCGUGCAAUUUCUACUAACUGCUAAUACACGGACAUACACUCGCUCACACAUGCACAAAUUAUCCUUUAAUGUUUAUCGAACUAGAUUUUUUGGCAGGUUUGAUGAGGCAUUAUUUACAUAAUGAUUGCUUUACAUCUUUUAAGCGAA
Molecule: messenger RNA, 2209 nt
Organism: Ceratosolen solmsi marchali
Lineage: Eukaryota; Metazoa; Arthropoda; Insecta; Hymenoptera; Agaonidae
Gene: Amt
Product: Ammonium transporter
Exons: 11
Coding region: 13-1587 (524 amino acids)
Biological process (GO): ammonium homeostasis; ammonium transmembrane transport
Cellular component (GO): plasma membrane
Molecular function (GO): ammonium channel activity
Source: RefSeq, a predicted model, not a curated record